AUGACGUCGUCGCCGUCAUGGGAAGAUUUGAGGAAACAAGCCAGAAGGCUGGAAACAGAAAUCGACUCAAUGUUGGUGUCGUUAAGUAAAAUAAGUACUAAUAAUCCUAUGAUGUACAGCGACGAUGAAUCACAGUUAUUGUUGUCUGAUGAUCGAUUUGAAACAGCUACAUCUGAAAUCGAAGAGCUGCUUUCUAAGCUUAAUACUGUCAAUGAAAAAAUGGGCGAAUGGAGUUCCAAUGGGGAACAAUCUACAGUUUCACAAAACGUGCAUACUGUACAGCGUCACAGAGAUAUUUUACAAGAUUAUACUAAGGAGUUUCAAAAAAUACAAUCCAAUGUUAGAGCUCGAAGAGAAAGGGAAGAUUUAUUGCACAGUGUUCGACAGGACAUUGAUGGCUACAAGAAUUCUGGGACAAAAAACAGGCGUAUGGAUUUAUAUGUCAAAGAACACGAACAUGUGCGUAAUUCAGAUCGCUUAGUAUCCGACCAGAUUGCAAUUGCAAUGGAGACCAGAGAACAUUUAGUAUCGCAACGGCAUCAUUUUAAACGUUUACAAUCUAGACUUCAUGAUUUGUCAAGUAGAUUUCCUGCUCUCAACACCCUUGUACAAAAAAUCAACAUGCGUAAAAAACGUGAUUCCUUUAUAGUUGGAGGAGUUGUUGUUAUAUGUACUUUUAUAAUACUCUUGUACACUUUUCAUUAG
Messenger RNA from Macrosiphum euphorbiae (potato aphid), 705 nucleotides. NCBI's taxonomy places the organism in Eukaryota, Metazoa, Arthropoda, Insecta, Hemiptera, Aphididae. The record is from the annotation of a GenBank genome assembly.